AUGUCCAGAGGAGGGGAGAUGGUUUAUAUCCCGGAUGACUCCGACUUCAGCUCCUUCAGGGACCAGUGCGAGAGCCUGGAGGGCUGGCACUGCCGCUACAACAAGGCCGGUGUGACCGUGUGGAGUCAGGGCCAGGAGGARAGCUGCACCGUGCAGAAAAUCAAGACCCGCAUCUCCUGCAAGGACGUGCCYGCCGAGACCCUCUAUGACGUGCUGCACGACACCAGCUACCGCAAGAAAUGGGACUCCAACAUGAUCGAGACCUACGACAUCGGCCGCCUCACCGUCAACGCUGAUGUGGGAUACUACUCCUGGAAGUGCCCGAGCCCGCUCAAGAACCGGGAUUUCGUCACGCUGCGCUCCUGGCUGCCCCUGGGCAAUGACUACAUGAUCAUCAACUACAGCGUCAAGCACCCGAAAUACCCGCCCCGGAAGGAUUUCGUGAGGGCGGUGUCGCUGCAGACAGGGUACCUGAUCAAGGCGAACGGUGACGGUGCCUGUGUCCUCUAUUACCUCACCCAGGUGGAUCCUCGCGGGUCGCUGCCGAAGUGGGUGGUGAACCGCGUGUCCCAGUUUGUGGCACCGAAGGCGAUGAAGAAGAUCUACAAGGCAGGGCUGAAGUACCCGGAGUGGAAGCGGCGGCACGACCCCGAGUACAAGCCCUGGGUGUACCCCGAGCAGAACACGCUGCCCAGCGUCAGCCUGGCCGAGCUGUCCGUGCAGCACGCGGAUUCCCUGGAGAACAUCGAUGAGACCGGGCUGCCCGAGGACCACCUGAGUGCCAGUGACCACGAGGCCUGAGCUCUGAGCACGGGGGGAUCCCCUCAUCACCGAGGCUUGGCACCAGAGGGCACGGCCGGGAAUUUGGCCCCCUGCUUCCCAAUAGUCACAUCUGCUSUCCAAUUCCUUCAUCACUGACCCCCCUACCCUGGCAGUGGGGAGCUGUCCUGUGGGAUCCGCAUCACAGGUGCUGGAGAGAGGGAGGGUGGGCACCCUGACCCCCCUGCACCCAUGGAGAUGUCCCCACAGGAGACAGGGCUGGCAGUGAGUGUCCCAAGGAGAGGCUGGGGAGGAGCUUUCCUGGCACCAGGAUAUGUCUCUGCCAUUCUGAGACCCUCAAAGGUCCAGAAGUGGGGGGUCUGUGAGGGUCCUGCCUGGGCUUUGCUGCAGCACAGGGCUUGGAUUGAUCCCCUCUGGCCUGAGGUCCAGCUCUGCCAACCCCGAGGUCAGGCUGGACCCACUGCAGCUCUCCAAGYCUCUCCAAGCUUUGUGUGACCCCCUCCCAUCUCAGGGAGUUCCUCUCCUGAGCACCAGGCUCGCCUCUGAAGGCUGGCCCUAGCCCAGCUGGCUCUGGGGACCCCUGUCCCAGGUGGUUGGGGGGAUUUGUCCUGGCAGUGGGGUCUCAGGCUGCCUGUCCCCACUCUCUGUUUGCCGCUGCUGUGGUUCCUGGCACAAUAAAGGRGUUGGUGUGUG
Molecule: messenger RNA, 1473 nt
Organism: Malurus melanocephalus (red-backed fairy wren)
Lineage: Eukaryota; Metazoa; Chordata; Aves; Passeriformes; Maluridae
Product: START domain-containing protein 10-like
Exons: 6
Coding region: 1-801 (266 amino acids)
Molecular function (GO): lipid binding
Source: RefSeq, a predicted model, not a curated record